AAUUCAUGGAUUGAGGAUGAGGAUUUGAAGGAUGAGUUACUCGUCCACCUCCAAUCACUUGGCAAAUAUGUCACAGCCUCGGCAAUCGUCGAACAUCUUGCAAAACCAGACGUACAACACCGAUACAGUCUGUCAAAGACAGUUUCAUUAGCGACGGCUCAGUGCUGGAUGAAGACUUGUGGUUUUUGCUGGACUACUGCCAAAAAUGGGCAAUACGUCGACAGUCACGAACGAGAGGAUGUUGUCAACUACUGA
This is a messenger RNA of Suillus paluster, 255 nucleotides long. RefSeq lists its product as uncharacterized. The annotation marks the transcript as partial. Lineage: Eukaryota; Fungi; Basidiomycota; Agaricomycetes; Boletales; Suillaceae. The record is from RefSeq and is a predicted model, not a curated record. The transcript has a single exon.